Messenger RNA from Daldinia loculata, 3756 nucleotides. RefSeq names its product amino acid permease-domain-containing protein. Lineage: Eukaryota; Fungi; Ascomycota; Sordariomycetes; Xylariales; Hypoxylaceae. Gene Ontology annotation, biological process: chloride transmembrane transport; potassium ion import across plasma membrane; chloride ion homeostasis. Gene Ontology annotation, cellular component: membrane. Gene Ontology annotation, molecular function: potassium:chloride symporter activity. The record is from RefSeq and is a predicted model, not a curated record. The transcript has 4 exons. Bases 1 to 3756 code for a protein of 1251 amino acids.
AUGCCUCCGGAAUCUCGAGGAGAUAACAGGGGCUCCGGCUCGGCGCCGUCUAACAAGAAGGUCAAGCUUGGAGUCGUUGCUGGAGUCUUUAUCCCCGUGGUUUUAAAUAUUAUCAGUAUUUUGAUGUUCCUUCGUUUCGGUUCCAUCAUGGGCCGGAUUGGACUGGUUGGGAUGCUAGGUUUACUUGUUAUAGCAUAUAUUGUCGAUUUUAUCACUACGCUCUCCCUAUCUGCUAUAGCGUCUAAUGGGGAGGUUAAGGGAGGUGGUGCCUACUACUUAAUUUCGAGGUCCCUUGGUCCUGAGUUCGGCGGCUCGAUUGGUAUCUUGUUCUAUCUCGCCCAAGUCGUGAACACCUCGCUUAAUAUCGUUGGUCUCAUAGAUUGCUUAAAACUCAAUCUAGGACCUUUAAUACCACAUGGCUACUGGGAAAGCUAUGGCAUGCAGACUGCCGCUCUCGUUUUCUCUACGGGCUUAAGUCUUGCUGGACGUGCUCUCUUCGUCCAAGCAAGCGGCGGCCUCAUUGUCAUAUUAACCUUAGCCAUCACAAGCAUCCCAGUCUCGACUAUCGUGAAGAGUCCAUUCAAGGACGAUGAUAUUGGAGUUGAAUUUACUGGGUUGAGCCUAGCUACGAUGCGUUCCAAUCUCUUUCCACACGCCGGUAGCCCUAGGUAUCGAGGUGUAGAGACAUUCAGGGAACUAUUCGGCAUCCUCUUCAGUGCUACAUCCGGUAUUUUGGCAGGAGCUUCGAUGUCGGGGGAUCUUCGAAAUCCAAGUAAAGCAAUCCCGAAAGGAACAUUAUGGGCCAUGGCUGCGACAUUCGUCCUCUAUCUCGUCGUCAUUCUGUCGAUGGCUUCUAGUAUUACCCACCCUUCAUUUCUCCGAGAUACCAAUAUUAUCUCUACAGCGAGUAUAUGGCCGCCACUUAUUCUCGCCGGCGAGUGUGCGACAACCUUCUUCUCAGCAUUAAUGGGAAUCAUUGGUAGUUCUAAACUUCUUCAGGCCCUUGGCCGAGACAAACUCCUUCCAGGGCUGUCUAUCUUUGGAAAGGGGAAUAAACGUGAUGAUCCUAUACUUGCAAUAUUUGUCACAUAUAUGAUUGCGCAGGUUUCGCUAUUCGCCGACUUGAAUCAAAUUGCGACUUUCAUAUCCAUGAGCUACCAGAUGACGUUCUUUGUCAUGAAUCUAGCAUGUUUCUUGCUAAAGAUAGGAUCAGCUCCCAAUUUCCGUCCUGCAUUUAAGUUCUUCAGCUGGCACACUGCCUUUGUAGGAAGUGUUAUAUCUGCUGCUUCCAUGUUCUUCAUAGAUGAAACGUACGCUGCUGCUGCUAUCUGCGUUCUCAUCUUUCUCUUCCUCGUCAUUCAUUAUAUGAGCCCGCCGAAACAUUGGGGUGACGUAUCUCAGAAUUUAAUCUACCAUCAAGUGCGAAAGUACCUCUUACGACUCAAACCAGAACACAUUAAAUUCUGGAGACCUCAGAUAAUACUUCUAAUCAAUGAUCCACGGCAUCAUACGCAGCUCAUCCAGUUCUGCAACUCUUUGAAGAAAGGAUCUUUGUACAUAUUAGGACAUGUCAUCGUGACGGAUGAUUUCAAUUCCGGUAUACAUGAGGCAAAGUUGCAACAAUCGGCUUGGACUCGGUACAUAUCGGAAUUCUCAAGGAUCAAGGCGUUCGUCCAAUUAACGAUGUCGCCAUCGAUCGUAUGGGGAGUGCGGAAUUUGAUACUCUCAGCUGGCCUAGGCGGCAUGCGACCCAAUAUAGCCAUCCUCGGUUUUUACAAUAUGGAUGAUUUACGCAAGUCUCGACCGCUUGGGGGGAUACCAGAAGUCCCAAGCACGCCCACCCGACCGAAAUUGGAAACAAAGACCGAUGGUAAAUCUUCGAAGCGCCGACGCGGUGACACAUCUGCCCGUCUAUUAGAUGGGUCCCUCCCAACCGAUGCCAUACGCACGGAGGACAUGAUGUCUCCUGAAAGUUAUUUAACGAUUCUUGAAGAUCUUGCACUCCGCCACCGUCUGAAUGUUGCUAUAGGCAAAGGGUUUCAAGCCUUGGAAAUUCCGCGCCAUGAUGGAAACAACACUAAAAGGUAUAUCGACCUUUGGCCAAUUCAAAUGUCGGCUGAGAUCACCGACGGCGACAAAAGUAUUUGGACAACUAAUUUUGAUACAUAUACGUUGAUUCUUCAACUUGGUUGUAUUCUACACAGUGUUCCAGCAUGGAAAAGAGCAUUUCAGCUCCGAGUCUUGGUAUUCGUUGAGUACGAGAGCGAAGUCAAAGAAGAACAGGCCAGAUUAAAGGUACUUUUGGAAAAGUUACGAAUCGACGCUACAAUCCAAGUAUUUUGGCUUGCUUCGGGACAGUUAGAGAGCUAUGAGACUAUUGUUAACGGUCGAGGAAUUGGCUCCGGAUAUGGGCGUAUUGUAAACGAGUUGCUGAAAGAUGACGAAUGGUGGCAAGAGCUUCAGAGGUUGAGGACCGAAGCUCACGAAAUGUCUCGAUCUCAAGAACUCGCAUCCCUCGAGCAAAUGCUGAGUGCUACUAGACGCAGAGGUAGUUCAGUGUCCAGUUUACCAAGGGGACUUGACGUCAACGAGAUGCUAGAAAGAUCUAAGAAACCGAGCGUUUCUGCCAUUUCAAAAUUAGGCAUCAACUUCGGCAUUCAUACUCACCAGCUGAGCUCUUCCGGAUUUGGAGUUCGAACAAAUAUUAAUACGCCCGACAUUAGCGACGAUGACGGCGAAUCCAUUACGUCAUCAGACGCCGACUUCAACGACGUUACUAGUCCGGCGAGUAUCGACGUUAUGGAAGACUUAGCUUCGUCGCGGAGGCCUAGCUUCUUAACAUUUGCAGGUCGGAGGAAAAGCCAUGGAGAUAUUAUGCAAAGGGCAGCACCACCAAGGAGUUUAGAGCAAACCCAAGAUCGGCAUUUGGAACAACAGACUGUAUCCACCUCGUCUGGGUAUGGCACGAUGCCCCCCAUGACAGGGGCGGUUUCAACGUCAGCACUAUCUAACACGGAGCGAACGCAGAGCUUGGCCAGUCGCCUCGGUACUACAGCAGUACCAAGCGAAACAUCCCCUAUUAUACCGAAAACACCGUCUAGACCCGCUCUGUCACGUCAUUCAUCAGCAAGCCGGUUCACUAGUAACCCAACACCAGAAACUACUGUCUUGGUCGACGAUUCAGGACCAAGGAUCACAUUCUCUGAAGGAGAGCAGACAAUACCAACCGGAGUUAGAUGUCCUAUAAUAUCACGAAACGCCCCGGCCGGUCCGUUCUCUAGCAGACCCGUUCCAGAGACCACAGUUGAGGCUGAAGAAGACCAUGGGCCUCGGCUUACAUUUGCGGAACCUGAACGUGGCGUGUCUGAGCCACCAUUAAGAUCUAGAAGAAACUCGGUAUCACGAAAUGGGGGGCUAUCGGGUGCUCAAUUUAAUAUACCGGAGUUACUAGCAUCUCACCGUUCGAGUGGCUUAUCAGACGAGGAUACUCGCUCAUCCUACUCGACGCAGAAUCUGCCUCUUUCAUUCAACGAUUUGCCUAGUCGCGCUCAACACCUAAUUCUUAACGAGCUGAUGCGUCAGAAAAGCAGCGAUACGGCGGUGAUACUUACAACUCUCCCGAUUCCCGAGGAAGGGACAUGCAAGAGCGAAGAGGCCAGCCUGAGAUAUUUGACCGAUAUCGAGGUACUCUGCCACGAGCUUCCACCCGUCCUCCUGGUUCUGAGUAAUAAUAUGACUGUGACAGUCAGUCUAUAA